AUGCCGAGGGGCAUCAGGACACUGACGGUUGGGAUCUCCCUGCAGGCCUGCCUGCACAGGCAGUGCCUGGUGCCCAUCAAGACCAACGAUGCCUUAGGAGCCACCUGGAACUGGCUGUACUUCAUUCCCCUCAUCAUCAUUGGAUCCUUCUUUGUCCUGAACCUUGUCCUGGGAGUGCUGUCGGGGGAGUUUGCCAAAGAGCGUGAAAGAGUGGAGAACCGCCGAGCCUUCAUGAAGCUACGGCGCCAGCAGCAGAUCGAGCGGGAGCUCAAUGGCUACCGGGCCUGGAUAGACAAAGCGGAGGAAGUCAUGCUGGCUGAAGAAAACAAAAAUUCUGGGACCUCAGCCUUGGAAGUGCUCAGGCGAGCGACCAUCAAAAGGAACCGGACAGAUGCCAUGAACCGUGACUCGAGUGAUGAACACUGUGUUGAUAUCUCCUCUGUAGGUAACCCCUUGAGUCAUUCUGGCCUCAAAGGCGCCAGAGUGGACGGUGCCUCCUACUUACGGCACAAGGAGCGACUCCUGCGCAUCUCUGUUCGCCACAUGGUGAAAUCCCAGGUCUUCUACUGGAUCGUCUUGAGCCUGGUGGCUCUCAACACUGCCUGUGUGGCCAUCGUCCAUCACAACCAGCCAGCCUGGCUCACCCACUUCCUCUACUAUGCAGAGUUCCUGUUUCUUGGUCUCUUCCUCCUGGAGAUGUCAUUAAAGAUGUACGGGAUGGGGCCACGCCUUUACUUCCAUUCUUCUUUCAAUUGCUUUGACUGUGGGGUCACAGUCGGAAGCAUCUUUGAAGUGGUUUGGGCUAUCUUCAGACCAGGAACCUCUUUUGGGAUCAGUGUCUUGCGAGCCCUUCGUCUCCUGCGAAUAUUUAAAAUAACCAAGUAUUGGGCGUCCCUGAGGAAUUUGGUGGUCUCACUGAUGAGCUCCAUGAAGUCUAUUAUCAGCCUCCUUUUCCUCCUCUUCCUCUUCAUUGUAGUCUUUGCCCUGUUGGGAAUGCAGCUGUUUGGAGGCAGAUUUAACUUCAUUGAUGGGACACCAUCAGCCAACUUUGACACUUUCCCUGCGGCCAUCAUGACAGUUUUCCAGAUACUGACGGGUGAGGACUGGAACGAGGUGAUGUACAAUGGCAUCCGCUCCCAGGGAGGCGUUCGCUCAGGCAUGUGGUCCUCCAUCUAUUUCAUCGUCCUCACCUUGUUUGGAAACUAUACUCUGCUGAAUGUGUUCUUGGCCAUUGCGGUGGACAAUCUGGCCAAUGCUCAGGAGCUCACCAAGGAUGAGCAGGAGGAAGAGGAGGCAUUUAACCAGAAGCACGCCCUUCAGAAAGCCAAAGAAGUCAGCCCCAUGUCUGCCCCAAACAUGCCUGCUAUCGAAAGAGACAGGCGAAGGAGACACCACAUGUCGAUGUGGGAGCCACGCAGCAGCCACCUGAGGGAGCGUCGCCGGCGGCACCACAUGUCAGUGUGGGAGCAGCGCACCAGCCAGCUGCGCCGGCACAUGCAGAUGUCCAGCCAGGAGGGCAUCAACAAGGACGAGCCACCCCUCAUCAACCCCCAUGCCAGCAUCUUCCGCAGGAAGAAACUGGGGGAUGGCGACAGGAGGAGCCCAUCGCCCCGGGCCAAGAGAGACAAGGAGCCAUGGCACCAGAAAUCGUGCCAUGGGAACUGUGAGCUGGGCGAUCAGGAUGGGGCAGGAGGUGGCAUCGAGGACAGGGCGAGGAUGAGGCAGAGCCAGCGGCGCAGCCGGCACCGCAGAGCCCGGAUGGAGGGGAAGGACCCAGCUGGCACCCUGGGGAGCCGCUCAGCCAGCCAGGAGAUGAGUCUGGAGGAGGCCAGCGCCACGGAAGGGGUGCAGGAUGGGGACCAGUGUGGGGACAUUGCUGCAGCAGAGGCGCUGAUUCAGGGGGAGACAGCAGCGAGCGGGGAGCCCAUCAGGACAAAUGGGGUCUCUGCCAGUGAUGCUGAGUUGGUUGGGACCACUGAGGAGGGUGUCCCCCCACAAGUGGCACCUGAGCCCUCCCGGGGGAAGAUGGGCAGCCUCAUGGAGCAGGACUGCAGCAGCCUGGACACCAGUGAGCAAGCGCUGCUGGAGGCCAGCCGCACCAUCAGCCGGAGCGAGCCUGACCUCUCCUCCAUAACCCCCACCACUGAGAAGGCCACGGAGAGCACCACCAUCAUGAUUGAUGUCCACGACUCCACUGUGGUACAGAUUAGCAACAAGACAGAUGGUGAAGCCAGCCCCUUAAAGGAGGCUGAGACCAAAGAGGACGAGGAAGAGAUGGAGAAGAAGAAGCGAAAGAAGGAGAAAAGCGAGACAGGCAAAGCGAUGGUGCCACACAGCUCCAUGUUCAUCUUCAGCACCACCAACCCGGUGCGGAGGGCUUGCCACUACAUCGUGAACCUGCGCUACUUCGAGAUGUGCAUCCUCCUGGUGAUUGCUGCCAGCAGCAUCGCCCUUGCAGCAGAGGAUCCCGUCCUCACCAACUCCGACCGCAACAAAGUCCUGAGGUAUUUUGACUAUGUCUUCACCGGUGUUUUCACCUUUGAGAUGGUUAUCAAGAUGAUUGAUCAGGGCUUGAUCCUGCAGGAUGGCUCCUACUUUCGAGACCUCUGGAACAUCCUGGAUUUCAUCGUUGUGGUGGGAGCACUGGUGGCUUUUGCCUUGGCGAAUGCUUUGGGGACCAACAAGGGCCGGGAUAUCAAGACGAUCAAGUCUCUUCGUGUGCUACGAGUCUUGAGGCCCCUGAAAACUAUCAAGCGACUGCCCAAGCUGAAGGCUGUCUUUGACUGCGUCGUGACUUCUCUCAAGAAUGUCUUCAAUAUCCUCAUCGUCUACAAGCUCUUCAUGUUCAUCUUUGCUGUCAUUGCUGUUCAGCUCUUCAAGGGGAAGUUUUUCUACUGCACUGACAGCUCUAAGGACACGGAGAAGGACUGCAUAGGGAACUAUGUGGACCAUGAGAAGAACAAGAUGGAGGUGAAGUGCCGGGAAUGGAAACGCCAUGAGUUUCACUAUGACAAUAUAAUCUGGGCUUUGCUCACCCUCUUCACAGUCUCCACUGGCGAGGGUUGGCCCCAGGUGCUGCAGCAUUCGGUGGACGUGACAGAGGAGGACCGUGGGCCCAGCCGCAGCAACCGCAUGGAGAUGUCCAUUUUUUAUGUCGUCUAUUUUGUGGUCUUCCCUUUCUUCUUCGUGAACAUUUUCGUGGCUCUCAUCAUUAUUACAUUCCAAGAGCAGGGAGAUAAAAUGAUGGAGGAGUGCAGUCUGGAGAAGAAUGAGAGGGCCUGUAUUGACUUUGCCAUCAGUGCCAAGCCCCUCACGCGGUACAUGCCCCAGAACCGACACACCUUCCAGUACCGAGUCUGGCACUUCGUGGUCUCCCCAUCCUUCGAGUACACCAUCAUGGCCAUGAUAGCGUUGAACACUGUGGUGCUGAUGAUGAAGUACUACUCUGCUCCAUACACCUAUGAGCUGGCCCUGAAGUACCUGAACAUCGCAUUCACCAUGGUGUUCUCCUUAGAGUGUGUCCUCAAGAUCAUAGCUUUCGGCUUCCUGAAUUAUUUUCGGGACACCUGGAACAUAUUUGACUUCAUCACUGUCAUUGGCAGCAUUACAGAGAUCAUCCUGACAGACACCAAGCUGGUGAACACCAGCAGCUUCAACAUGAGCUUCCUAAAGCUCUUCCGGGCUGCUCGGCUCAUCAAGCUGCUGCGCCAGGGUUACACCAUCCGCAUCCUGCUCUGGACAUUUGUGCAGUCCUUCAAGGCCCUCCCCUACGUCUGCCUCUUGAUUGCCAUGCUUUUCUUCAUCUAUGCGAUCAUCGGGAUGCAGGUUUUUGGCAAUAUCAAACUAGAUGAAGAAAGCCACAUUAACCGGCACAACAACUUCCGCAGCUUCCUGGGCUCCCUGAUGCUCCUUUUCAGGAGUGCCACGGGAGAGGCAUGGCAGGAGAUCAUGCUGUCCUGCCUGGAAGGCAAAGGCUGCGAGCCAGACACAACGGCAACGUCUGGGCAGAAUGAGAAUGAGCGCUGUGGCACCGACCUGGCUUAUGUUUACUUCGUCUCCUUCAUUUUCUUCUGCUCUUUCCUGAUGCUCAACCUGUUCGUGGCAGUCAUCAUGGACAAUUUUGAAUACCUGACUCGGGAUUCCUCUAUCCUGGGACCUCACCAUCUAGAUGAGUUUGUCCGGAUCUGGGCAGAGUAUGACAGAGCAGCGUGUGGCCGAAUCCAUUACACUGAGAUGUAUGAAAUGCUGACUCUUAUGUCACCACCGCUAGGCCUCGGCAAGAGAUGUCCUUCAAAAGUGGCCUAUAAGAGACUGGUGAUGAUGAAUAUGCCCGUGGCUGAGGACAUGACGGUCCAUUUUACCUCCACCUUGAUGGCACUGAUACGCACAGCCUUGGACAUCAAAAUUGCCAAAGGUGGUGCAGACUGGCAGCAGUUAGACUCCGAGCUUCAAAAGGAGAUCCUGACUAUUUGGCCUCACCUGUCCCAGAAGAUGCUUGACCUAUUGGUACCCAUGCCAAAAACCUCUGACCUGACUGUUGGCAAAAUAUAUGCAGCCAUGAUGAUCAUGGAUUACUACAAGCAGAGCAAAGCAAAGAAGCAGCGUCAGCAGCUGGAAGAGCAGAAAAAUGCCCCCAUGUUCCAGCGCAUGGAGCCAUCCUCCUUGCCGCAGGAAAUCAUCUCGAAUGCAAAGGCUCUGCCUUACCUCCAGCAAGACACCCUCUCUGGCCUGAGUGGCAGAAGCGGGUUCCCCUCACUGAGCCCGCUCUCACCACAGGAGAUCUUCCAGCUGGCAUGCAUGGAUCCAGCCCAUGGGCAGUUCCAGGAGCACCAGUCUUUGGAGCCAGAGGUUAGGGAAUUUCAAAGAGUGCAGCCCUCUAACCGUGGCAGCUACCUUCCCGUGAACACUCAGGACCACGCUGUCUCUGGGAGGGCCUCCUCCAUGCCUCGUCUCACUGUGGAUCCCCAGGUGGUGACGGACACCAGCUCGAUGCGGCGAUCAUUUUCCACCAUCCGGGACAAGCGCCCCAACAGCUCCUGGUUGGAUGAGUUCUCCAUGGAGCGCAGCAGUGACAACACCUACAAGUCCCGCCGGCGCAGCUACCACUCCUCACUCCAGCUCUCUGCCCGGCGUCUUAACGCUGACUCAGGCCACCGGUCCGAUGGGCAUCGCUCAGGUGGCAGGGAGAGGGGACGAUCCAAAGAGCGCAAGCACUUGCUGUCCCCUGACAUCUCCCGCUGCAAUUCUGAAGAGAGGAGUCCCCAGGCACAAGAUGAGUCACCGGAGCGGCGGCGUGAGUCCCGGUCACCCAGCGAGGGCAGGUCGCAGACACCCAACAGGCAGGGAAUGGGGUCCCUGAGUGAAAGCUCCAUCCCCUCCAUCUCGGACACCAGCACUCCCCGGCGGCCGCCGGUGCCCCCCAAGCCGCGUCCCCUCCUCUCCUACGCCUCCAUGCUGCGGCACACUGGAGAUGCCUCGCCACCUGCCGAGGAGAGUGAGGGAGGGUCUCCGCUCCUCUCCUCCACCCUGGAGCCCAACACCGCCGGCCUGACCGAGUCUUCCAGCUCCCCA
Nestor notabilis (Kea) is the source of this 5571-nucleotide messenger RNA. RefSeq names its product voltage-dependent R-type calcium channel subunit alpha-1E-like. Gene Ontology annotation, molecular function: calcium ion binding; high voltage-gated calcium channel activity. Gene Ontology annotation, biological process: chemical synaptic transmission; calcium ion import across plasma membrane. Gene Ontology annotation, cellular component: membrane; neuronal cell body; voltage-gated calcium channel complex. NCBI's taxonomy places the organism in Eukaryota, Metazoa, Chordata, Aves, Psittaciformes, Psittacidae. The record is from RefSeq and is a predicted model, not a curated record.